Molecule: messenger RNA, 2088 nt
Organism: Thermothelomyces thermophilus ATCC 42464
Lineage: Eukaryota; Fungi; Ascomycota; Sordariomycetes; Sordariales; Chaetomiaceae
Exons: 2
Coding region: 265-2088 (607 amino acids)
Cellular component (GO): endoplasmic reticulum; Golgi apparatus
Source: RefSeq, a predicted model, not a curated record
CCCAAGUCGCAGGAGGACGCCAAUGGGGCCACCGAUGGUGCAGGCGAAGCGGAAUUGGCGAAGGAGGACCAGAAGGCCGAAGACGCAAAUCUACAGCACCAAGAGGAGAUUCACAGUUAUGUGGAGCGCAUAGACGCUUUGGAAGCCAAGCUACAGUUUCUCGCAAGGGAAACCACCGACUCGGCGAGGAAGGCAGCCUUGGAAGCGCCGCCUGGGAGCGUCGAGAAGACGCUGGCCGAAAAGGACCAGCAGAUUGCGCAGUUGAUGGAGGAGGGAAAGAACCUGGCGAGCGCGGAUCAUAAACACCGCGCCCUAGUGAAGAAGCUGCGUGCUAGUAUUUCCGACAACGAAAAGGAACUCAAUGCCCUGCGGACAGCGAAGAACAAAAUCGAUAAAGAGCUUGAAACUCUGCGCAGCCGAGCCCGCCGUGCCGACGAGCUCGAAAAAGCGCACGAUGACCUACAGAAGCUGCUGGGCCAGACGCAAAAGGAGCUCAACACUCUGCGAACAGAAAUUCGCUCCAAAGACAGCACCAUCGCAGAGCUCCGCUCUCAACUGCAGAAAGCCACCGAGCAAGCAGAUGCCCUGGCGGCCAAGGCGAACGAGGAAGCGCGAGAGCAGGACAAGCGGCGAAUCGCGGACCUUGAGGAAGAAGUGGCCGCACUCAAAGUCGAAAAGGCCCUCAUCACGGACCGCAGCAAGGCGCAAGCUACCGAGCUGCGCGAGAAGGCAGAGCGGGCUAACGAGCGGGCGCGUGCGCUGGAACUGGAGCUCAAGGCGGAGGUGCAGGUCAUGGAGGGCAAGCUCGAGGAGAUGCGGGCGCGGGCCGAGGAGGCGUCAUCGGGCGCUGCCGGCGACACACAGGCCAAGCUGCUCCGGCAGAUCGAAACGUUGCAGACGCAGUACUCGAUCGCUAGCGAAAAUUGGCAGGGGAUCGAAACAACACUGCUUGCGCGGAUCACUGGACUGGAGAGGGAACGCGACGAAGCGUUGCAGCGGGAAUCGGAGAUGCGGAGGAAGGCAAGGGAGGCUGCCGCCCGUGCGAAGCGACAGGAAGAGGAACUCGAAGAGGCCAAGACCAAGAUCCCCACCAUCCAGGAGGAUGUCAAGUCCUACCGGACGCAGCUCGACUCACUUAAGAAGCGGGCCGAAGAAGCCGAGUCUGCACUGGCCAAAGCCACGGCCGACUUCGAGAAGCAAAAGCAAGCUUGGGAGGCCGAAAAGGAAGAACGCCAGCUACGCGAGGUCCCCGAACGCCCCCGCUCCUGGCUCGAAGGCAUUCCCGGCGGCUCGUUCCUCAAGCCCGAAAGCCGCCCUGCAUCGCCACAACUGACCACCCCGCAACGGACCUUUAGCACCGACUUCCUAGGCAUCUCGAUCCCUGCCAAUAAACUUCGCAAGGCCUCGGGCCCCUCUAGCAAGAGCGAUGCCGGGGGCGCCGCUUUCGAGUCGCGAAUGCCCUUCUCCCGCCGCCCGUCGGCGCAACCGCCCUCCGGCCGUCCGACCCUCAACUCGAACCCGAGCGGAAGCGGCAUCUUCAGCCCGCCCAGCGUCUUCAGUCCGACCUCGGACGCGCCUCCCUCCCACUAUCCGGGCGGCGGCGCCGGCGCCGGCCACCCGCUGGACAUGGAAGACCAACGCGGCGACGACGCCUUCGACAGCGGCAGCCGCGCCGGCGGCAUCAUCAUCGGCGAGCGGUCGGCGUCGCCUCAGCAGAUGCUGCAGGACAUGGUCUCGGUCUCCACGGUCGCCGCGGGGCCGUCGGUGCAGCUGGUCGAGCGGAUGAGCGCGGCGAUCCGGCGGCUGGAGAGCGAAAAGGUGGCCGCGCGGGAGGAGCUCGCGCGGAUCUCGCGGCAGCGCGACGACGCGCGCGGCGAGAUCAUCACGCUCAUGCGGGAGCUGGAGGCCGGCAAGGCCGCGGCCAAGAGGGCGGAGGCGCUGGAGGCGGAGAUGGCCGAGGUGAAGGAGCGGUACGAGACUACGCUGGAGCUCUUGGGCGAGAAGAGCGAGCUGGUGGAGGAGCUGCGGGCGGAUAUCGACGACAUGAAGGCCAUGUAUAGGGAUUUGGUGGAGAGGACGGUCAAGUAA